AUAGCGAUUCAGAUUUCUGGAGGUGCUUCUUUGGGCCUAAAGUAGCAGAUUUUCGCAGUUACCAUGAUUACUGUAUAUGAUAUUCUCUUCUGUCGAUAAGCCACUGCAAUAUCAUUCAAAGCAAAUAAAGGAAAUAUGAAUGAUGGAGAUGUUGAGCUUUCAGAUGGUUUCUUAUUGUCGAAUCCAGAAUCGUCGAGCAAUGUUCAGUCUUCAACAUCCAUGAAUAAAAUCAAUGAAUUCUUGAGGAACACCAGAACAUGCACCCAUACUCACACUUGCAACCCUCCUGGCCCAGAUGCAGCACAUACCCACACAUGUUACCACACACACACCCAAGUCAUUGCGUCUGAAGAAGAUGAUCAUACAGAUGAUAAGGAGCAUACCAACACAAAACGAAAACGGCCUUCGGGUAAUAGAGAAGCUGUUCGAAAGUAUAGGGAGAAGAAGAAGGCACAGACAGCUUACCUAGAGGAGGAAGUUAAGAAAUUGCGUCUGCAGAAUCAGCAAUUAGUUAGGAAGCUACAAGGGCAUGCACAUCUUGAAGCUGAGGUUUUGAGGUUGAGGAGCAUCCUGGUUGACCUCAAGGGAAAAAUUGACAAUGAGUUGGGUGUUUUCCCCUAUAAAAAGCAGUGUAAUGGCUCUUCCUCAAUCUUUAAAGAGGGGCACACCAACAUGCUGCCCACGGACCGCGGGACUGAUCUUCAGUGUCAGACCAAUUUCCAAUGCUUUGAUCAACAGGCAGGAUUAUCAUCUCAGGUUGGUACCUGUGGAAAUGAAAAUUUUAUGAUUCCAUGUGAAGGGAACUGUGAACCUCUAGCCGUGAAUUGUCAAGGUAACACGAAUAACAUAUCAAAUACUGAGGGGCAAGUUGUGGACUCAGUGGAUAACUUGAUGUCAUCUGCAUCUCAAGAUAAGUAAUCAAUCAUACGGACAUAUCUUCUGUGAGUUCUUUCUUGUUACAUUCUUGUCGUUACCUUUUAUCUGUGUUGUUGAGGUGGGUGAUGCAUUUCAUAGUUAGGAUAAUCAUAAAAGCUUUCUGUGAGGGGAUUUGCCCAAAAUAGUUUGAUGACGAUAGAAUCUUGUAUCUAAGACUGAUGUGGUUGUAAAUUUUGUAUAUUUAUACCAGGCAUCACAAAAGGAAACAACUUUUUUUUUGUGUUGUUUUUCCUCAAAAGAACAAGGAAGAGACCUUCAUGAGUGUGUCAAGUUUUUGUUACUGAAGACACUAGUACUCUUGUGCAGUUGCAACUGCAAGAUGCCCUGAUAAUGUGCCGUUGUUGAUCUCAUCUUAAAGUAUUAGUAAUAUGAUACUUGUUUGACA
Neltuma alba is the source of this 1321-nucleotide messenger RNA. Its product is annotated as basic leucine zipper 24-like. The record is from RefSeq and is a predicted model, not a curated record. Bases 136 to 918 code for a protein of 260 amino acids. Gene Ontology annotation, biological process: regulation of transcription by RNA polymerase II; DNA-templated transcription. The transcript is spliced from 2 exons. Lineage: Eukaryota; Viridiplantae; Streptophyta; Magnoliopsida; Fabales; Fabaceae. Gene Ontology annotation, molecular function: RNA polymerase II cis-regulatory region sequence-specific DNA binding; DNA-binding transcription factor activity, RNA polymerase II-specific.